Molecule: messenger RNA, 732 nt
Organism: Candidozyma pseudohaemuli
Lineage: Eukaryota; Fungi; Ascomycota; Pichiomycetes; Serinales; Metschnikowiaceae
Exons: 1
Coding region: 1-732 (243 amino acids)
Cellular component (GO): cytoplasm
Molecular function (GO): phosphatase activity; inositol diphosphate tetrakisphosphate diphosphatase activity
Source: RefSeq, a predicted model, not a curated record
AUGUCACAGGAGAAAUCAUCUGCAGAGGUUACCCGAACCGGUAGCCCGAGCUUAGAGUCAAGUCGAGAUCAAACAAAGGACUCACAAAAUGGCGCUCAGCAGGAGGCCCAGGAGGAAGAUCAAGUCUUGAUGAGAACAACGAUAACACCCCGACCAAAUUACGUUCCGCCUUUGAAUUUUUCCUUGGUGGAGGACGGAAUUUACCGUUCCGGGUUUCCAAUGCCCAUCAACUAUCCAUUCAUGCAACAGCUCAAACUCAAGACGAUCAUAUAUGUGGGGGACUUGUCCCACGAGAAACCAAAGAAUAAAGAGAAGGCAGAUAAGCCAAAGAAGGACAAAAAUGGCUCUGCUGCCAUAUACGAAAAGUACAAGGCAUGGAUCGACUCUACGGAUAUCAAGUUUUGCCCAUUGUUGGUGCAUUCGUCACAGGAGCCGUUUACGCUGUUAGAGACGCAAAUUCAGACGCAAGAGUCCCUCGAAGCAGCCCUACAUCUCAUACUAGAUAAGAGAAACUUCCCCAUACUCAUACAUUCGAACAAGGGCAAGCACCGAAUAGGUGUGUUGGUGGGACUAAUGCGGAAAAUUCUCCAAGGCUGGUGCAUGAGUGGGAUCUUCGAGGAGUACGAGAAAUUCGCCAUGGGCAAGUCCGAGUUUGACUUGGAGUUUAUAGAGAUGUGGCAGCCCGAGCUCAGCUACGAGGAAGAGUGGCUUCCGGGGUUUGUCAGGCAGUGA